This is a messenger RNA of Pan troglodytes (chimpanzee), 645 nucleotides long. RefSeq names its product anaphase-promoting complex subunit 15-like. NCBI's taxonomy places the organism in Eukaryota, Metazoa, Chordata, Mammalia, Primates, Hominidae. The coding region runs from base 1 to 357 and encodes 118 amino acids. Gene Ontology annotation, biological process: regulation of mitotic cell cycle spindle assembly checkpoint. The record is from RefSeq and is a predicted model, not a curated record. The transcript has a single exon. Gene Ontology annotation, cellular component: anaphase-promoting complex.
AUGUCCACUUUGUUUCCCUCACUCUUCCUUUGUGGGACUGAGACACUGUGGUUUAAUCUGGAUCCACCUUGUAUGGAAGAGACAGAGCUGCAGCAGCAGGAACAGCAGCAUCAGACCUGGCUCGAAAGCAUCACAGAGAAAGACAACAAUCUGGUUCCUAUUGGCAAGCCAGCCUCAGAGCACUAUGAUGAUGAGGAAGAGGAUGAUGAUGAAGACAAUGAGGAUAGUGAAGAGGACUUAGAGGAUGAUGAGGACAUGCAGGACAUGGACAAGAUGAAUGACUACAAUGGGUCACCUGAUGACGGAGAGGUCAAUGAGGUGGACAUGGAAGGCAACGAACAGGAUGAGGACCAGUGAAUGAUCUAGGUAGACAAGGCAGGGUGCCCUCAGGGAGAUUCCAGGCCAGCCCAACCUACCCUGCAUCCCAACCCCCAACCCUUGCCCACAGAACAAACUGAAGGCCCCAGUGCCUGAAAGUGCCCUUGGGCACCUCCUCAGCUGCUGCCAGGAUCUGGUCUCCUUGGCCUCUCCCAGGCCAUUAGUCUGCACUUGAAAUCCACAGAGCCUGAGCCCACUCCACCUUCCUGGCCAGUACCUCACCCCUUGGUUGCCAGGUCUAGUCUCUUUCUAAGUUUCUUUAAUAAA